AUGGUCGAGCCACGAUCAGAAUAUGGACAUCAUUUUCAGAUCCAUUUGUUCUUUUCUGUUUCUCUUUCAGCUACUUCCCAUGGGUUUUAUUCAAAUGAACGGUUACAAGAGCUUGCAAAACCAAAGCCAACCAAAGACGUAUGGAAUUUUCAUCGCAGGUUAAUCUGGGGAAAUCAAGAUCCAAUAUGGCCUCUCACUUCAAGGAAUAUGCUGAGACAGCCCAGCUCAAGAAUCCUGACUCUAGCAAGGCCAAAGGAAGCAGUUGAUAAACCGAAGAGUAAAUCCCUCUUCUGGUACAGCUGUGGACAAAUGUCAGAGAUUUGGAAACGUUCUUCAACAGUGUAUUCUGCACUGCCAUCAAAGCGAUUGCUGAAGCUAGCAGAACCUAGGCCAAUUUCUGCAACUUAUCUGAAACUAAGGCCACGAAUUUCCCCUGUGUGGCCUAUCAGCUCCUCAGCCCUUUGUUGCAAAGCUUCCCAGCGGAUUCUGAGUCUUGCUCAAGCGAGGACUAUCCAUCCAAACUUUAGUUUUCCAGUACAGUCUGAAAGAGUGAUUUCAAAGGCUGCAAGAAGAGCUGAAACUACCCCAAGAUUACAGCAACUUGCCCAGCCAGUAGUUAGGAAACAAAUGCAGUUCUAUGAAAAUACAAGCCUGGAGGUCCCAAUCCGCCAAAUACCCCUGACUGCUCUGCAAGCAGUCCCAACUCCAAGGCUACUUGAACUAGCUAGACCAAAAGUAAUCCCUUGCGAGGGGGCCCUGUAUCGUUCCCCUGAGUGGCCUGUGUCAGCAGCAGCCAAGCAGGCAGUAGCCUCUCCUCGAAUCACGGAACUCUCUCAGCCUCCCAACAGGGCUCCAACGAAUCUCGUGCAGUUUAAUCCAGAUGCCUUUAUUGUAAAGGAGUCUGCUAAGAAAGCACUUUGUACAGAAAGAGUCAAGACCUUAGCACAACCAAUUACUCGUUGAUCACGCUUAUCACGCACAUC
Messenger RNA from Notechis scutatus (mainland tiger snake), 983 nucleotides. Lineage: Eukaryota; Metazoa; Chordata; Lepidosauria; Squamata; Elapidae. The record is from RefSeq and is a predicted model, not a curated record.